CUUUUGGUACAAUAGUAAUUGUUUGUUUACCUGCUAGGCUGAAUUUAUGAGAGAAAAGAAAACCCAAAAAAGACGGCUUAUAUAUGCUAUUAAAUCGGAAGAUUAUAAAUAGUGGUACUAUUAUAUUAUUGUGAUGGAAUAUAAUAAAGUUGUAGGUUAGAUAGAGGUCAAGAUGUAAAGCAAAUGUCUUUGACCAUCACGGUGAUCGUGUUCUUUGUGUUACUUGGUCUGUCUGUCUGUCUGUCUACAAGUCAACAACCAACUUCUAAGCUUUCGCGUCUGUCUCACCUCAAUUCCCACCAUCUUUUCCUUUUCUUUUUGGUUCAAAAUCUCACACGACUUUUAUAUAUUUAUGUGUGUUUUCAGCAAUUUUAGAAUAUUCUUGAGUAAAUGUGGUUACAUAAUAAAACAUAUAUUCUCUUGAGUAACAUUUAAUCGAAUAAAAAUUGAGUGAUAAAUUUUGAAUUCUUUUACCGGUCAAACCAACGUCAUUACACAAACUUUAAACUAAAACAGUAUCGUAAACAACACAAAACCAAAUCCCACAAGAAUCGACCUGAGUUGUGUUUUGUUUAAAAGUUACCCAUGGGGCCAGUAUCGUAAACAACACAAAACCAAAUCCCACAAGAAUCGACCUGAGUUGUGUUUUGUUUAAAAGUUGCCCAUGGGGCCAUAGGCCAUAAAGCAAUAAAAUGUUGGGUCCAUCUAUUCAACCCAUUAUUUCACAUUUUCUCUCUCCGUGACUAAGCCCAGAGGCUAGCAACUGUCAGCUAAAUACGCCAUUUAUUUCGUUGAUUUUAGGGCCUUAAUUGCUGGUCCGUUGUAUCGAUAUUUGGGGACUAAGGGCAUUCCCUUGAGGCCCGUCCCUUAAGAAGUUUGGGUUGAAAAUAAAUCAAAAAAAAAAGAAAUUGAGUAGAACGGGCCUAAAAUAAGGGAUUUCGGGCUCGUCCCGUGAGGCAACGUGUCAGUUCGAGUUUGGGAGAGCAAAUCGUCGAAAUUGUCGGUGUCUUCGCGUUCUUUCUCAUUCUGAUAGAGAAAUUGAAAUAGAAAAGCACGAAGGCAAAAAGUUGAUCUCCUCAGAUCGGAAAAUCGAUCCCUCUUUCACCGGAGUUUCAGUCUGCGUGUCUCCUCAAUCGAAAGCCCAACUCACCAAAACGAGAGGUCGCAGAUUCCGUUGGCGUUUGAUCCCCAAAUCGAGAUUCCGAGCUCCAUCGACUUCCGUUCACUUCCGGUCUUGUACGAACGGUCUCAUCUUCCCCAAAUCCUCUGAAUCUCGACCCGAGCUCAAUCCAUAGCCGCUACCAAGGUAUUUUCUUCAACUCCCAUCUGAAAUUGAAAAGUUUAGGGUUUUGUAUUUUGCAUGCGAAUAGGCUGUGGCAUAGAUUCUAUGUUGUUCGAGAAUAAUUGUACAGAUUCUAGGGUUCGCAAAUGUUACAUAGUUGCGUAUAGCUUGAUUGAUUGUUUGAUUGUGUGAUUGUGUGAUUGUUUUCGUUGUAGGUUGAUUGAUUGUUUCGUAUAGAUUGAACCAUUGUAGCUGUUGUAGCUUAUUUGAUUGUUUUGUAUAGAUUGAACCAUUGUAGUCCUGGUAGCUUGUUUGAUUGUUUAGUAUAGAUUGAACCAUUGUUUUCAUUGUAGCUUGUUUGAUUGUUUCGUUUAGAUUGAACCGUUGAGUUUGGUUGUUGCUUGUUUGAUUGUUAACAAAUGUAUAACAAACCAGUAACUGAUUUUAGCAACAUGAAAGAACUGUUUGAUAGUUUAGUUUCGAUGCUUUGCAUCCUAUAACUGGUUUUGCGUCUCUGGCUAGCCAUAGUUCAUAGAUUCUAUUUCUCAUAUCGUUUACUUUAUUGUCCAUAUAAUAAUAAAAGUAGGUUCUAUACUUCAUCUUUCAAGUUGUCUCUUGUUUUAUUUUUAACAAGUGCUCUGUGGUAGUUGUAUAAAAGUAGGUUCUAUACUACAUCAUUAAAGACAGUGACUUGCUUUCUGCUCAGUUACGAUUACAUUAAUGAUGUUGUUAGGAUAGUUGAUAGCUUUUUUUGGUGUAAUAAGUUAGGAUUUGACAUUUCUUGUUGGGAGUUCACCAUUAUGAGUUUAUAGACUUCACUUCAGCCUAUAAAAUCUAUUCUCUUAUCACUUCUAUCUCAUAACUCUUUCUCCAUUCUAUCUAUUAUCUUUCUCUCUUCUAUGGAUCCAAGCAAUGUUCCUAGUCAGUCCGCUAGCUACGUAGGACUGCUUCACAGUCAACAAGGAAGCGUUUAUCAUGAAAACUUCCGUUAUGGAAGUUUUCAUUCUAGUGUCAACUUUGCAGAAUCCAAUACAUUUCCGGCUUUCAGUUCUCAGCAACCUGAAGACGCACCAGUAGACGCACAAGCUGCCCGUCCUGUAAGACGCAAGUGGACCCCUGCAGAUGACGAGGUGCUGAUCAGUGGGUGGCUCAACACUUCGAAGGAUUCAAUUGUUGCAAAUGAGCAGAGGUCGGGGGCCUUCUGGAUACGGGUUGCUAAGUAUUAUGCAGACAGUGUUCAUGGAAGAGAGGAUGGUGUGAGAGAGCACGGUUGUUGCAAGAAGAGGUGGCACAGAAUCAAUGAUGAUGUUAACAAGUUCUGUGGCGCAUACUCGGCAGCUCAGCGCCAAAUUAGCAGUGGUGAGUCUGACACAGACGUUCUGAAGAAAGCGCAUGAAAUUUUCUUCUCUGAUCAAGAGCACAAGUUCGCACUUGAACAUGCUUGGUGUGUGUUGAGGUUUGAACAGAAGUGGCUCAGCCUUAACACACCCAAAGCUGGUGGCGUUUCAAAGAGGAAGAAUGUGCAGACAGAUUCCCAAACUUUCACCAACGAAGGCUUCGUUGAUGUUGAGAGCAGGCCCGAAGGUGUCAAGGCUGCUAAGGCUAAAAGAAAUACGGGUAAAGGGAAGUCCGUUGCUGAGAUUGCAACAGUUUGGGAAAUGAAGAAGGACGAUUUGGUGAGGAAGGAGAGACUGUCGAGGCUAGCCAUACUAGACAGUCUCCUCACGAAGCCUGUUCCAUUGACUGAUAGGGAAGAAUCUGCGAAGAAUAAGCUCCUAGCCGAGUUAUUCUGAAAAAAUUUAGAUGUUCUGGUUUCAUGUUCUUGUAUGUCGUCUCUUUAAUUUUUAGGAUUGCUCUAUGUUUGUGUUUGCUCUAUCUUUCUUAUUGGUCUAUGUAGUUCCGGUUUUGUUAAAUGAAUGAUUUUCUUUCAAUGUUUGUGUUAUUGUUUAUCUGUAAAUUUAUAUGUUUCUGAUUUUCUUUCAAUGUUUGAGUUUCAUGUUCUAUGUUUCUAACUAGUAUGGCUCGAUAAUGUCUGCAGGUUAAGUAAAAAAUGGGAUGUUACAGCUACUCGCAACCAUCAGAAGACGAGACUUUAUUUGGAAACAAUGACGACAGUGACUACAGCGAGACGGAGGAUCUCAUACGACGCGACCAAGCUGAGUUAAGCUUGGAACGUUGUUCACCGGUUCACUACCCUCCGCAACCGGAGGUAGAGUUUGGUUUCCCGCAGGUCUGCUAUUGUGGUGCUCAGCCAGUGCUUGCAACGUCUAACACUAGGAAUGAUCAAGGGAGAAGAUAUUACACUUGUGCGAACAAGGACGACGGCGAUUGCCAUAUUUUCAAAUGGUGGGAUGACGCGGUGAUGGAUGAGAUGAGAGCCAGAGAUGUACAUGUGUUUCAGCUGGCUGAAAAGGUUGAAAGCCUAACCCUUUUAGCUGACUAUGACACUGAGGAGAAGCUACGAAAGCUAGAGAAGAUUGUUGGUGAUAUGGCUAAGGAGAAAUCAUGUAUGAUCAAAGGGUUUGAGUGCUUUGUAAUAGGCAUAGUUGUUCUUGUUGUGGUAAUAGGCAUGGUGGUUAUGUUAGUCUAAUGUUUGAUUGUCUCAAUGUAUUGAAUCCGUUAAGGAACCUCUUUCUUUCUCCUAAUUUAGACGAAUGUGUUCGCAGUUUGUAAUCGCAUGUAUUGAUUAAAAACAGGAACCGCUUUUGUUCUCAACAUUCAACAAAAUAUGUCUUUCAGAACUUGCUUGAACUCGUGUCCUCACAAUGACUUACAAUUUGCUUUUACAAGAUGUAACCAUAAUAUUCAAGAAUUUUAUACACAUGGUUAUUUAAUUUAUAACAAUAAGUCACAUGUUGAGUUCCUUUGUACCAAUAAGUCACAUGAUCCAUAGCACAUGUUUAUUUUGCUUCCUACCAAUAAGUCACAAGUUGUACUAAAGAGAAAUAAUUCAAUCACGGGAGGUUUGUAGAGACUUUUUUUAAAUCAUAUAAAUAAGUAUUGUGAUUUCUUCUCUCAUUACAAAGGUGCAAAGUCUCAUCUUCUCUUAAAAUUCGAAACAUUUUUUCCUUUUAAAAAAAUUGUCAAUGGCUUCUUCUUCCCAUUAUCAUUACCACAAAGAUGAUGAUGAUGAAUUAGAUGACAUUUUUGAAGAUUUAUUUGAAGACUUUGAUUUCAAUCCCACACUAAAAGAGCGAAAAAAACGAGUUUUUAUCGAGAGACACUGGGAGGAAGGCCAUCAGAAACUCUGGAAUGAUUAUUUUAGCGAAACUCCAACAUACCCGCACAAUUUAUUCCAGCGACGGUUUCGGAUGAACAAGGAAUUAUUCUUGCGUAUUGUGAAUCGUCUCUCUACAGAAGUCGAGUAUUUUCAACCCGGAGUAGAUGCUACCGGACGAUCGAGUCUAACUCCGCUCCAAAAAUGUACCGCAGCAAUUCGUCAAUUGGCGUACGGUGGUGGUUCUGACACAGUUGACGAAUAUGUCCGAAUUGGGGAAACAACGGCAAGAAGGUGUUUGCACAAUUUUGCUGCGGGAAUAAUCGACUUGUUUGGCGAACAAUACCUAAGACGUCCCACACCGGAGGAUCUGCAAAGACUACUUUAUAGUGGAGAACAACGUGGGUUUCCAGGGAUGAUUAGAAGCAUCGACUGUAUGCAUUGGGAGUGGAAGAAUUGUCCCACGGCUUGGAAAGGAAUGUAUUCACGAGGAACUGGAAAACCAAUGAUUGUCUUGGAGGCGGUAGCUUCAUAUGACCUCUGGAUAUGGCACGCAUUUUUUGGAGCUCCAGGUACUAUGAACGAUCUUAAUAUUCUCGAUCGAUCACCCGUUUUUGAUGACAUUAUUAACGAAAUAGCGCCACAAGUUAACUUCUAUGUUAAUGGUAAUCCAUACCAUUAUGCAUAUUAUCUCACCGAUGGUAUUUAUCCGAAAUGGGCUACAUUUAUUCAAUCUAUCCGACUACCACAAACUCAGAAGCAUUCAUUAUUUGCUCAAACCCAAGAAGCUGUGCGAAAAGAUGUUGAGCGUGCCUUCGGAGUCCUACAAGCUAGGUUUGCCGUUGUUAGAAAUUCAUCUAAUAUAUGGGAUAAAGAAAAAAUAGGAAAUAUUAUGAGAGCAUGUAUCAUACUCCAUAAUAUGAUUGUCGAAGAUGAACGAUCAUCAAGAAGGGAUGAGAACGUUGAUGAAUUUGAAGAAGGAGAUGUGGAAACAUUUUCCGUCAAUAUGCCUUCAACUGUCGGGAGUACACUUGAACGUCGAACGAGCGUUCGGAAUAGACAAGUCCAUCAACAUUUAAAAAAUGAUUUGAUUGAAAAUAUAUGGACUAAAUUUGGAAUAAUAUAUAAUUUGUAUUUUCUUUCAAUAAUGUCAUUUUCUUAUGUUUUCUAUUUUCUUUAUUUUGAUGUUUGUAUUUUCUUUCAAAAAUGUAAUUUUCUUAUGUUUUCAAUUUUAAUAUUACAUUUUUAUUUUUAA
Messenger RNA from Brassica rapa (field mustard), 5754 nucleotides. RefSeq names its product glutathione S-transferase T3-like. Gene Ontology annotation, molecular function: zinc ion binding. The record is from RefSeq and is a predicted model, not a curated record. NCBI's taxonomy places the organism in Eukaryota, Viridiplantae, Streptophyta, Magnoliopsida, Brassicales, Brassicaceae.